Molecule: messenger RNA, 1268 nt
Organism: Calliphora vicina (urban bluebottle blowfly)
Lineage: Eukaryota; Metazoa; Arthropoda; Insecta; Diptera; Calliphoridae
Product: gustatory receptor 10a-like
Exons: 2
Coding region: 30-1268 (412 amino acids)
Biological process (GO): sensory perception of taste
Cellular component (GO): membrane
Source: RefSeq, a predicted model, not a curated record
UAGUUUACAUCCAACAAUAUUCGGGCAACAUGUUAAAAAAGCCAAGUUUCUGGGAAAAACAUAAAGACAAUAUUUAUAUAUUUGGUCAUAUUUAUGCCACACUAUAUGGUUUGGUGGUCAUUAAUUAUAUACCAAAAAUAUCUACAAAAUCGUUGAAAUACUAUGUGGCCGUAAUUUAUAGUCACAUAGUCAACAUUUUUAUAAUUGUGAUUUUACCAAUAUAUUUUGUCUGGAAUAUAAAUAACUUAGUUGAGACAAAGGAUCGUCGUUGGCAGUUGCAAUUGCUGGUCAAUUUCUCAAAUACUCUCAUAAAAUAUUGUACGAUUAUUAUAACGUAUAUAGCGAACUUUGUUCAUUACAAAGCAAUACGGUCCAUAACGAAACGCAGACAAAGUUUGGAGGAUGAUUUUAAUCAACGCUACAGUGGCACGGAAGUACCGCGUAAACGUUUCGAGUUCAUGUUGCUUUUCAAGUUUGGUCUAAUUAAUGCCAUGAUGGGCGUACAAAUAGCCGAAAUAUUAUAUCAAUAUCAUAUGGGUUCACAUCCAGUGCGGGUAUAUUUUCAAAUCUAUACAUUUAUAUUGUGGAAUUAUACGGAAAAUAUGGCUGAUUACUUUUAUUUUAUAAAUUGUUCAGCCCUCAAAUUUAUCCGUCAGCUGCAGCAGCAGGUUCAUGAAAUUCUAAGAGAAAAUAAAUUAUAUUAUUAUUUUAAAAUGCGACACCGGCGUCAAGGUACUGUUAAUCACUUGUGCUGUUUACUGAGUGAUCGUUUGGAAUUUAUUUCCUCGAGAUAUCUAGAUAUUUAUCGGCUAUACGGGGAUAGUGUUAAAAUGCAUCAGUUUCAAAUGCUGGGCUUGAUUUUAAAUACAUUAAUAAGUAAUUUAACUAACUUAUUCACGCUAUUCAAUUUGCUUUUUAAGCACUCGACAAACGCAGAUAAUAUUCCCGAUAUUGUAUUGAAUUUUAUAUUUGCCAUUAUAUUUUAUAUUGAUACGUAUAUUGUAACGUUGAUUAGUGACAAGAUAAUAGUGGAAAUUGAACGGACACAUCGAAUUAUGAGACAAUUUUCGCAGUUACCCAUGUUGGAUAAGCGAUUAGAUGAAACGAGCGAAAAGUUUUCAUUGUUUUUAAUUUCAUACAAUGGUCGUUUUCGGAUUUGCGGUUUAUUUUAUUUGGAUCGCCAUUUAACAUAUUUAACAGCAGCCACUGGCUUUUCAUAUUUUAUAACUCUUGUACAAUUUGAUAUCAAUUGGAAUAAUUUAAAAUAA